Messenger RNA from Peronospora matthiolae, 471 nucleotides. Lineage: Eukaryota; Oomycota; Peronosporomycetes; Peronosporales; Peronosporaceae. The record is from the annotation of a GenBank genome assembly.
AUGAUUGAGUCAAAGCCUUCAUCAAACACCCUGGAAGACUUCCUCGGAGAAGAUAUGGAGGACUAUGUGAGUGACACCGCUGCCUCGAGCAUCUGCGACCACCCUCCAGAUACUCCACCGGCGCGUGAGACCACGCGCAUCGCUCCGAAUCCAUUCGUAAAACGCAAUGAGGUACCUUCACCCAUUGCACAGAAAACAGCCGUCGACCCUGCGUCGGGUAUGUUGCACAACACUCUCGAUGAAGACGAAGCACAACAUCUUCAGUCGGUCGAUGAUCGCAGGCGCCAACCACAAAUUGUAGCCACAGCCGAUGCUCACAGUGGCUACCUCUUCACUCCACUGACUGUAGGUGAGCGUAUUCGUCAGACUGCCGGGCAGUCACUCGCAACGUGGAUCACCGGUUUCAAGGCUUUCACAGCCACAGCACUAGUGGAGAGGGAUGUUCUUAGAGCGAGAUACUUGGGGGUCUAG